AUGGCUUCAGAAACUACGUUGAAUUCUGAAUUUUCUCAAACUUCACUUGGAACACUCAAUUCCUCCGAUCCUCUGUAUCAGCAUCCUUCUGAAAAUGCAGGAUCGACUUUAUUUCCCGUGGUUUUUUAUGGUACUGGUUACAGAUCCUGGAGAAGAGAGAUCCUUAGAGCAUUAUUUGUCAAGAACAAGCUCGACUUCAUCAAUGGCAAGUCCAAACGACCAACUGAAGAUUCACCUACUUUUGGUCAGUGGGAAAGAUGUGACAACAUGGUGACCUCAUGGCUCUUAAAUUCACUCUCACGCGAUUUAGCAGACAGCCUACAAUACAUCAAUGAUGCUCGAGAACUUUGGAAGGAGCUAGAGGACAGGCAUGACCAAACAAAUGAUGCAAAAUUAUACCAGCUGCAGAAGGAAAUUAACGAUAUAUCCCAAGGAAAUCUGGACAUUACACGUUACUACACAAGGAUAAAAAGGUUAUGGGAGGAGUUGAGCACUCUCAAUACCACUGCUACUUGCAAUUGUAAGUGCACAUGUGGUGCUAAGGCUGCAAUGCACAAGGCGGAGCAGGACAGAAGGUUAAUUCAGUUUCUUAUGGGCCUAAAUAAAGUUUACACUGCAGUGCGAGGUAAUAUUAUGAUGAUAAAUCCAUUACCAAACAUAGCUCAAUGUUUUUCUAUUCUCAUUCAAGAGGAGAAGCAACCAGAGGUCAAGCCUCAUAAUCAGUUGGAUUUAGCAUCCACUUUACUGAAUAUACACGGAGUAGCAAAUACAACAUUUAGAACAAAUUAUCAAGGAAAGCAAAGCUUAAAUCAGUUCAAUAGGCAAAGAAACAGUCAUUACAACAAACAGUCCCUCAAUCAUUACAACAGACAAGGUGAAGCAUCUUCUGGCAGAAACCAAUUUAAUGGUGGAAACUCCAAUGGUCCUGGUGUUUAUAGAGCAGGAUUUUCACCAUAG
This is a messenger RNA of Capsicum annuum, 957 nucleotides long. RefSeq lists its product as uncharacterized. The record is from RefSeq and is a predicted model, not a curated record. NCBI's taxonomy places the organism in Eukaryota, Viridiplantae, Streptophyta, Magnoliopsida, Solanales, Solanaceae. The transcript has a single exon. The coding region runs from base 1 to 957 and encodes 318 amino acids.